UGCAACAACAAGGGAAAGUUUAUUCUCCAAACUGUUCAACCGGACCGUUCAAGUGGUCGGAUAACUCUGUUUUUUCGGACGUUCAAUAAAUAAAACAUAUUUAAGAAGAGACAUGGCGCUCACCGAUGCUGACGUGCAGAAACAGAUCAAGCACAUGAUGGCCUUCAUUGAGCAGGAGGCCAACGAGAAAGUCGAGGAAAUCGAUUCUAAGGCGGAGGAAGAGUUCAACAUUGAGAAAGGUCGUCUUGUGCAGACCCAGAGGGUGAAAAUCAUGGAGUACUAUGAGAAAAAAGAAAAGCAUAUUGAACAACAUAAGAAAAUCCAGAUGUCCAACUUGAGAAGUCAAGCAAGGCUAAAGGUGCUGAAGGCCCGUGACGACAUGAUCCAGGAUUUGUUGAAUGAGGCUCGUCAGAGACUUGCAGAGAUUGCCAAGGACCCUGAUAAUUACUCCGUCCUGUUGCAAGGCCUGGUGCUUCAGGGAUUAUUUCAACUGCUGGAGCCCAAAGUUACCAUUCGCUGCCGACAGCAGGAUGUAGAAAUGGUUCAGGCUGCAGUUAAUAAUACCAUCCCAAUCUACAAAGAGGCAGUGAAGAGCAACAUAGUCGUCAAAAUCGACCAGGAACGCUUCCUUCCAUCAGACAUCUGCGGAGGAAUUGAUGUUUAUAAUGAAAAUGGGAAGAUCAAGGUUUCCAACACUUUGGAGAACAGGCUUGAACUUAUGGCACAGCAGAUGAUGCCUGAAAUCAGAGUGAACCUGUUUGGUGCCAAUCCCAACCGCAAGUUCACGGAUUAACAACGGAUUUGAAGAGAGCAGUGAGGACAUGGGUGGAAUAUAUAAGAUUAAAGCAGCAGAGACAACACAACCACCGUCACCAAUGCCAAGCACUGCUAUCCCAGAAAACCUAGCACCAUCUCCC
Molecule: messenger RNA, 917 nt
Organism: Plectropomus leopardus (leopard coralgrouper)
Lineage: Eukaryota; Metazoa; Chordata; Actinopteri; Perciformes; Serranidae
Gene: atp6v1e1a
Product: ATPase H+ transporting V1 subunit E1a
Biological process (GO): proton transmembrane transport
Cellular component (GO): proton-transporting two-sector ATPase complex, catalytic domain
Molecular function (GO): proton-transporting ATPase activity, rotational mechanism
Source: RefSeq, a predicted model, not a curated record